ACAGAUGCCGACACAGAGCAUACGGUGUGAUUGCUUUCAACUUCCAACGCAUAAGAGGCAUAGAAUUUUUAGUAAACAACAGAGAGCAGUAUAAUUUAAUACAUAUAGGUAAUAUUAUUGACAUUUAUUUUAUUCGCAAUGUUCGAAGCGCAUAGCAUCAAUGCAGAGCACAAGGAUCUCAUACAUGAUAUUGCCUAUGAUUAUUAUGGCGAACGCAUGGCAACAUGCUCCAGCGAUCAAUUUGUUAAGGUCUGGGACGAAGAUGAACAUGGAAAUUGGCAUUUGACCGCUUCUUGGAAGGCUCACAGUGGCUCAGUUUGGAAAGUCACUUGGGCACAUCCAGAAUUUGGUCAGGUUCUUGCUACAUGUUCAUUUGAUCGUACUGCUGCUGUUUGGGAGGAAAUUGUUGGCGAAGGUUCUGGACCAGAGGCACGUGGUAGUAAACAUUGGAUUAAAAGAACAAAUUUAGUUGACUCACGUACCUCUGUUACUGAUGUAAAAUUCGCACCAAAAACUUUGGGUCUUUUAUUAGCCACUUGUAGCGCAGAUGGAUUCAUUCGGAUAUAUGAGGCACCAGAUAUUAUGAAUCUAAGUCAAUGGACGUUACAACAUGACAUUAAUUGUAAACUUUCAUGUAGUUGUCUUACAUGGAAUCCAUCUCUCUCAAGACUACAUUCACCUAUGAUAGCAGUUGGUAGCGAUGACUCAAAUCCAUUGCUUGGUGCAAAAAUUUUUAUUUACGAAUAUUCUGAGAGCAGCAGGCGUUGGGUGAAGGCUGAGACAUUAUCAAGCAUUACAGAUGCUGUUUAUGACAUUGCAUUUGCUCCUAAUUUAGGCAGAAAUUUUCAUACGUUAGCUAUAGCCACGAAAGAUGUACGAAUAGUUACUUUGAAACCAAUACAGGACAAUAUGCAGACCGGUGUAUCACAUUUUGAAACAAAUAUAGUUGCACAGUUUGAUGAUCAUUACUGUACUGUAUGGCGCGUUAGCUGGAAUUUCAUGGGAACGAUUUUAGCAAGUUCUGGUGAUGAUGGCUGUGUUCGAUUGUGGAAGGACAAUUAUAUUAAUCAUUGGAAAUGUAUUUCUGUACUCAAGGGAGAUGGUACUCCAGUUCAAGGUGCCGAAACUCCCGUUUUAGCAACUCCACCGAAUUCAUCUACACCAGCUCAACAGACACCGUCUACCACCAGGACUAUAAGCAUAACUACAGUCACGGCAGAGAAGCCGACACUUACCGUCAUGUGCAGUAAUAAAUGGCAACCACCUGUUAUAAAAGGGCGUUUUAGUAAAUCAGUAUGGCUGGGUAAUCCCAGCGAACCAACACCGCCACCGUUGCCGUUUAUAGCAAAGAAAUAAUUGAGAAAUUAUCUUUUGCAAUCUAACAUGCAAUACCAUAUAGUAUUAUUUGAAAUAAGUGCGAUAUAUAUAUGUGGAUUAAUUUUAAUUUGGUUGUGAUAAUACGUAAUUUUUACAUACCUUUGUACGAUAAUGCGAAAUUAUUUUUAAUGCAAUUCUA
This is a messenger RNA of Camponotus floridanus (Florida carpenter ant), 1516 nucleotides long. RefSeq names its product nucleoporin SEH1 (gene Nup44A). The record is from RefSeq and is a predicted model, not a curated record. The transcript has 6 exons. NCBI's taxonomy places the organism in Eukaryota, Metazoa, Arthropoda, Insecta, Hymenoptera, Formicidae. Gene Ontology annotation, cellular component: Seh1-associated complex; nuclear pore outer ring. Bases 139 to 1356 code for a protein of 405 amino acids. Gene Ontology annotation, biological process: cellular response to amino acid starvation; positive regulation of TORC1 signaling. Gene Ontology annotation, molecular function: protein binding; structural molecule activity.